Drosophila obscura is the source of this 352-nucleotide messenger RNA. Its product is annotated as serine palmitoyltransferase small subunit B. The transcript is spliced from 2 exons. Bases 69 to 323 code for a protein of 84 amino acids. The record is from RefSeq and is a predicted model, not a curated record. NCBI's taxonomy places the organism in Eukaryota, Metazoa, Arthropoda, Insecta, Diptera, Drosophilidae.
UCUUUGUUUACAGUCCACAGCCCACUUGCAUCGAUUCUGCAUUGGACUUUAGUCAUUUAUAAUUCAAAAUGUUCAACUUUAAACAAUUGGCCACUCACCUGUAUCGCCAGUAUGAACUGAUCACGUGCAUUAACAUGCUAGAGCCAUGGGAGAGGAAGCUAAUCAAUGGCUUCUUCCUGGUCGUACUGGCACUGGUGUUCUUCUCCAGCUGCUGGUAUCUGCCCAACUAUCUGCAAACCCUGCUGCAGGUGCUCACACCGCCCGCUUGGUCUAGUCAGUCGGAAAAUGUCGCCUAUGCGGCACAGAAAAUGGGCACAAGCUAAGCUUCCACCCAUCUGCAGCCAUAAAUAGG